Messenger RNA from Helicoverpa zea (corn earworm), 906 nucleotides. RefSeq names its product protein cereblon-like. The record is from RefSeq and is a predicted model, not a curated record. The coding region runs from base 231 to 749 and encodes 172 amino acids. The transcript has 4 exons. NCBI's taxonomy places the organism in Eukaryota, Metazoa, Arthropoda, Insecta, Lepidoptera, Noctuidae.
UCAGUGUUUGUUAUGUCAGUCAGUAAUUUUCGUUUUAUUUUGUCCUAACAUUCAUUAAAACUUGUAGAAAUUAUAAAUAAUUGUGCCUAGAACUAACAUUGGAACAUAUUAUUUUUAUUUUGUUUUGUUCUUCUUUAUGUUUUAGUUGACAUUAGUCUAGAACUAAGUAAAUAACUUACAUUGUAUGAAAAUAAAAAAAUACUUUUACUACAUUUGUUCCAAAAAAAGGCAUGUUUUAUCUCUUACAUUUAAUAUUCCUUUCAUAUUUCUCACGUAAUAUUUAUACCCUCGCAGAGCAUUACCCAAGAUCAGAAAAAAAUGGCCAAGAAUUACUUCUCUGUCGUAAAUGUGGCGCUGACGUGGCAGACUCCUAUUACUUGUUCAGUAAACCAAGUCCAGGAGCUCGGAAAACUGAAAAACAGAAUUUAUUUGGACAACAAAAUGUAACAGUACAAACUUUAGUGAACCCAUUUGGCAUCAAAUUUGAAGUGGUCACUGCAGAGAAAGCAAGAUGUGACAACAUAGGACCAAAUCAAGGUGCAGACUCAUGGUUUCCUGGGUACAGCUGGCGGAUCUGUGCUUGUCCCCACUGUGGUCAACAUCUAGGUUGGACAUUUGAGAAGACAGACGCUGCAGACAAGCAUUCAAGCGAGAAUAUAAAAUCUUUUCAUGGACUGAUUUUGAGAAACAUACUUGGUGAAAAUUUUACCGACUCUCUUAUCAUGAUGCCGAAAAUGUAUAAAAUGUAAUUUAUACUUAUUGAAAGUCACAUCAGUUUAACUGAAGAGAAUGUGUGUUACCUUGUAAGUAAUGUAAAUGAGUGUUAUCUUUAUAUUUUUAAGGUUUUUCAAUGUAUUAAAAGUUGAAAAGCAUUGUAAGGCUAAAUAUAAAAGAAUUAUUUAUGAA